CGGGUCCCUCCCCCUCUAUGCUCCCGUAUCUCCCCCCACCCUCCCCUCCUCAACCUGUCCCCCAGUCCGACCCAAUCACUCCUUCCCUCCCUCACUCCAUUCGGGUGGUGUCAGAUCAACGAGAUGGCAUCGAAGCACCACCCGAACCUGGUGCGGCUGCUGGGGUUCUGCAUGGACUAUGAUGCGGCAUCGGAGCGCAUGGAGCAGAUCGCCAUCUAUGAGUUCAUGCCCAAUGGGGACCUGUACCACCGCAUGCACGCCCAUGACACAGGCAUUAGUAGCACCCCCCUGACCCUGCAGCAGCGCCUGGACAUUUUGAUAGGAGUGGCGCGUGCGCUGGAGUAUCUGCACCGCUUUGGCAUCGUGCAUCGUGACAUCAAGCCCGCCAACAUACUGCUGGACGCACACAUGCAGGCAAAAGUGUCAGACUUUGGUUUGCUCCGAAUGGGUGAGGGCAGCGGCUCACUGCAAUCAACACGAGUGAUGGGCACACCGGGCUAUGUGGACCCCGUCUAUUCACUCACUCACAAGGCCACUUCAAGUGCUGAUGUGUACAGCUUUGGAGUGGUCAUGAUGGAGCUACUGACCUGCAAGCAUGUCGUGCUGCGACGUGAAGAUGAGUCACACAUCAACAUCAAGGACUGGGUGGAGCAGGAGGUGGAGAGAGGGGGCAUUGCGUCUGUUGUCAAUGGGGAUCUCAACGCACCGCAUGCCGUGGCCUCCAAUCUAGUUGCAAUUUCUCUCUCAUGUGUUGCAAAGCUCAUAUCAAAUUGA
Messenger RNA from Closterium sp. Naga37s-1, 774 nucleotides. The record is from the annotation of a GenBank genome assembly. Lineage: Eukaryota; Viridiplantae; Streptophyta; Zygnematophyceae; Desmidiales; Closteriaceae.